Messenger RNA from Pangasianodon hypophthalmus (striped catfish), 9818 nucleotides. RefSeq names its product rhotekin a (gene rtkna). Lineage: Eukaryota; Metazoa; Chordata; Actinopteri; Siluriformes; Pangasiidae. Gene Ontology annotation, biological process: mitotic cytokinesis; actomyosin contractile ring assembly; signal transduction. Gene Ontology annotation, cellular component: actomyosin contractile ring. Bases 4678 to 6459 code for a protein of 593 amino acids. The record is from RefSeq and is a predicted model, not a curated record. The transcript has 12 exons.
UAUAAUUCGGAGUGAGUUUUGGCCAUCAGUGCACACAAAACAUCAAAACCAAAGUGGAAUAAUGCUUUUGCAUUGUUCAUUGGUGAAUAAAUCAUGAACCUUGUGUUGCUGUGGCUGACGAUUCAGCAUCAUCCUCCAAAAGCGAAAACUCAUUGCUCAUGUUAUUGCUGCAGCUGCUUCAUAAACUCUUAUGAGGUUUGGAAAAUACUAAUAUGCCGGUGUAAGUGGUUGCAUGCUUGCGGUCAGUGAUUUAUUUAUUUUUUUCCAAUACCUCUUAGUCUCACUCCAGUUUACACAGAUGUGCUUUUAUGCUAUCCAGGUUCCUCCCAUUUCCCCUGUUCUGUGUUGAGGGCUGGCCAUCAACGCUUCACUCUCCCUCUUUCCUUCUCACAUCCUUCUUUUCACCUCUAUUGUCUUGGUCACAGCAGAGCCAUGAUGAAAGCCAGUUCAGUCAGGAUUUAAGGGCAGGACGUGACUUUACAGCACUUCACAGAUUGAUAUGAACCAUCUGAACUGAAGCUGAUCUUACUCUUAGAGUACUUAUUAUAAAAUACACUCUGCUUUUCUUAGCUUUGUAUGAUGAUUUAAACAAUAUAACAGUAAUUGCUGUUGCAUGAUUUCUAGUGUGCAAAUGUUUAAAGCAAAUUGUCCUCAUGGAGAUCAGGGUUUUUCCUGUUUAUCACAAAUCAUACGUAGUACAAUCGUAGUAGAUUUUGUAUUGAAAUUUACCUGUAUGUUGUUGGUGCUGCCCACUUUAAUAUCAACCCUUUUUUUUUUUUUUGGUGCAAGGAACUGUCAAAAUCAGCAGGAAUUGCCACCACGUUGUCUCAUUUGUGAUAAGACACAGACGGGGAAUGUUGUCAGCUCACCUAUGAUAAAUGAUAGUCACCAGUGACACAUGGCACAUCAUUGCCUAUAAUUGCUUACAUUUAUCAACCAAGAACAUUUUCAUACAUCAGUCUGUCACACAAACCCCCUUGUUUAUCUCCUUUUGGUCGCUCUCCUUGAGGCCAUCCUCAGUGAGAGACCAUGAACAGGCAAUGAAUGCCAAUAAAAAAAAUUUAAAAAAUGCAUCUAUGAGACACAAGAGUAUGGAACAACUUCUUUAUCGUAAGAACCUUCAGAGGUGUGCUAACUGCAAAGUGAAGAGUUUAUGAAAAUUUUAUUUGUAAUAUUAUUGGCGCUCAAUUUCUUUACUCUUCUCCUAAUGCUUAGCGAAUGUCAUGCUCUCAUACAGGCGUUCUGCCUUUUUCAUAUGAAAAGAGCUGUUGGUUAAUUUAUUGAGGCUUUUUCCGGGGGGAAGACUUCAAAACUAAAGGAUAUUCUCCAAAGACCAGAGUCACUUCCCAUGACUCAAUGGCAUUUCCGAUAGUCUAGCAGUGGAGUUACCACGGUCUCAUUGCAAAUUCUUCAGCAAUUACAGUGUAAUUAUACAGGCAGGGGAUGGGGUGGUAAAGUAAUGAGCCCAGUUUGAGUUUCUGAAGUUUAAACAAUGAAGGAGGUGGUACUGGGUAAUUAUUGUCCAUUAGCAAGCUAGUAAUUAGCUUUAGGUCACAGAAGAAAUUGAGAAGAAUUUACUGGUACACACGAAAGGUUUUCUUACUGUGUGUUAUUGCUUUUAGUCUGCAUUAAUGAGCAAAUGCUUCGAGCCCUAUGUUGCUUUGUCAUCUCAAAUUCAGUUCUUCGUCUGGUUCAGAUCGUUUCAGGACAUGACAAAGGACUGGCUUGCUUGCUUAUUUAUUUAUUUAUUUAUUUAAAAAUGGCAGAGCACUUUCUUUUUAUUUCUGCUUUGAUACAAGAUGAUGACCUCAUCUUGCUCACUUAUUCCCAUCAGCGCUCACUAUGCAUUAUGUAGGAACAGAAGAGUGUCUGUGUCCUCCCUCGUGUCAUCCUCUUAUGAUCCUGCUACCCCUCCUUCCCUCUCUUUUUCACAGUCGUAUGCAACUGGCCAAGUUCCCAUUUACUCUCUCACUUUUUCUGCCUGGCAUGUUGCCCUCUCUGACACCUGGCUUGAACGAUGGGGUGUCUGGCACCAGGGUGUGUGUGUGUGUGUGUGUGUGUGUGUGUGUGUGUUGUGUCUGUAGUCAUACAUAUCACAAACAUGUUCAUGCUGACAAAUGUUUACCUUUAGACAAACACACUUGCUUAGUUUGGCGUGAAGUGGUUGUUUUCUCAGCGCUGAUUCAGAACGCUUUUGACUGUUAUUUACAAAGCACUCAUGCCAUUUUCACACUACUUAUAAAUGUGUGUACACACGCUGACUGUUUGUACGCCUGUUAGAGCAGCUGCAGAGAGAGGCUGUGCAUUAUUUCCAUCUAAAUAGAUGUCAUUUGCAUUUACAUUACCAGAUUUGUUCAGAGUAAAGCAUUCGUCUCGAAGCUUAUCCCCUGUUCUUAGCCUGGGGUAAGAGCUGAUAUCUAAAGCCACUGCUUGGAUUUUGUUUUUGCUUCAAUUCAAAGUUGGCACUUCGUUGGAAAUGUCGCAGAGCUUGUCACGCUUGUUGCUGAAAAUGAAUGAAGUAGUGGCAUAGGAAAGUCAUUAUUACUGAAGAGUAGCUGAGUGUGGACUUGUUUGUGGGAAAGCCCCUAGAGCAGCAGCCUGGCUCUUUCACUGCUAUAAAUACUGUGAGGCCUUCUGCUGGCUCAGAGGAGAGCUACUGAUCUGCCUGAGACACGAGAUUCUCAAAGGUGUAGAAGUGUAACGCAAUGCCACUAGCUGUUCAGUGCUCCAAAUAUCCAUAUCUGAAUCUGUAUUUGGAUUUAAACCCAAAGUGGGCAGUUAAUUAAAUAUGAACUCUAUCACAAUGCCAUCACUGUCAGUAUAGUCUGUGAACUCUGGCUCUGACAGUUCCUCAAGCUCAGCUACAUCACUCCAGUUAUAUCAUAUUUUAUUCCUCUCACCUGCAAGAUCUUUUAGGUCUCUUACUGUUUGUUUUGGAUCUUUGAAAAUCUUUCUGGCAGUUUUUUUUCUCUGACUCAAAGAUUCUGCAAAGGAGAGGAAGAAAAAUAACUGUGUCCGUGUAUGAAUUAUGGUUUUACUGUUGGUGAUGGCAUCCCUAAAUACUUACAUAUCUUUUUAUAUCCUCCAGCUCUGUGGAACAUCCAUAGCUUUUUUUGUUUUAGGUCUCAUAUUAGCUGUUUUCAUGAUCCCACUAACUUUUAGCAUGUAUGUAAACAUAUGCAUAACAGUUUUAACUCAUUACACAAUUAAAUUAGGCUUUUGAGCUUGCUAAUAAAGAUAACACUUUACUUAUCCGUAAUGGCUGAGGUUGUGGUGUUUUAAUAGGCAAAAUGCCAUUAAAUUUUGUUUUGUAGUUUAAGUUUAAAAUAGAGGUACAUUUUAGUAUUUUUUUCUUUCAGAAAUGGUUUCUGUCAGUGUAACUAUAAGCAUUACAAACCUGAUUUACAUCCUUUCAUACUUUCUUCAGUUGUAGAUUGUAUAUCGUUGAGUUUGAAUAAAUUUACAUUAGAAAUGCCCUUUAUUAUGUCUUCUGUCUUCAGAAGUGGACUUAAAGCUGGAAUCUGUGUGUGUGUGUGUGUGUGUGUGUGUGUGUGCUCGUCUUGUAUGUGUCUAAUUUUUGUGUGUGUGUGUGUGUGUGUGUGUAUGUCUGUGAAGCAGUUGUGUUCCGCUAAUUGGAACCCAGGUUAUUCUUAAUGAGCUCUUCAAGUCCAAAUGUGGGUUUAUGGGAUGUCGCUAUAGCAACACAAGCAUGCAAGCCUAUUACAUGGACAAAAUGGUCUGAAGUGUAUAAUUUGAAGGAGCACAGAAGCACACACACACACAGUCCAGCAUUAUGACACCUCACAGCAUUUUAUCACAAGGAGGAGCUGGAAAUGAUCCCUAAACGGUCAAAGUUGAAACAUCUGUGCUUUCUCUUUUCACAGCUGUUCCCCCUUAUUACUUCUCUGUCUUGCUUCUCUCUUUCUAGCAAAUCUUUCUCAGCAGGCUUUUUUAAUGCUUCUGCUGCAUAGGGCUGGGUAAUAUGACUAGUAUUGAUUAUGCCAUAAUACCCUUUUCUGAGAUAUUGCUGAGUUAAUUUUCUGGAUUGCAACGAUUUACGUAAUCCUUUUUAGGUGACAACACUCAGUAAUCACUCUGUCUUUCCUUCUUUUACUUUCUCUUACUUCUUUCUCUUUUUUUCCACAUCCUUUCACAUUUCUCAAUCUUCCCUUGCCAAGCGCAAGUUUCAGUGACAUCUUCAGCUCAGCACUGACUACAGUUCCUGCUCAUACACAAACACAGGGCACAGGGUGUGUGUUUCAGGUUUUCACAGUCCUCUGUUGGAGAUCAUGAAGGAUUCAUCAUGUCCGUAUCUACUUCAAAGCAGGCCAUGGUCUUCCAUUGUGUUAAUUUCUGCACCCUGCUUCAUGCAUGACUGAACAGAGACACUGCAGGAAUUGCCCUGGUGUGGAGCAGUCAGACGUGUUAGGGAGUUAGAGAAUGUUCCCUAGGAGAGGGGGAGGUUUGUGUCUGCAUCUUGAGGCUUGUAAAAGCUGUAAAUAUUUGUUUAGUUAUUGUCAGCUUUAUAUCUUAAAUAUAUCUUAUAUGGUGCACAUGAGAUUUCUCCAGAUCAAGAGAAUGCCCUUUUAUCAAAUUAAUGGUGGAGAAAAUCAUUUUUGCUGAUAUGAUGGUGCAUUGGACAGCGACAUCCAGAAGAAGAUUGACUAUGAGAUCCGGAUGCGAGAGGGAGCAUGUAAACUCCUGGCCGCUUGUUCACAGAGGGAUCAGGCGCUGGAGGCCUCUAAGAGUCUGCUUACCUGUAACGCUCGCAUCAUGGCAUACAUGUCAGAGCUGCAACGCAUGAAAGAGGCGCAGGUCAUGCAGCGGGUGGCGCGGAGGUCAUCAGAUGCAGGACCAAUGGAUGACCGAUCUCCAUGUAAAGGCAAAGUUGCCAUUUCAGAUCUUCGAAUCCCUUUGAUGUGGAAAGACACAGAGUACUUUAAAAACAAAGGAGAGCUACACCGCUGUGCUGUGUUCUGUCUGCUGCAGUUAGGAGGGGAGAUCUUUGACACAGACAUGGUGAUGGUGGACAGAACCCUCACAGACAUUUGCUUUGACAACACCAUAGUCUUUAAUGAAGCGAGCCCAGGUUUUGAGCUGAGGUUAGAGCUGUACAGCUGCUGUACAGAGGACGAUUACUCAGCGGGCAGUACACCACGCAAGCUAGCCAGCAAGCUGAGCUCGUCUCUGGGCCGCUCAUCUGGGAAGAAGAUGCGUGCAGCGCUGGAGCCUGGAGCCUGCAGCCCCAUCAGUAACGGCGGCAACGCACAACUGCUGCUGCCUGUACCACCUGUGCCAGGACCCAAAUACCAUCUCCUGGCUCACACCACUCUCACUCUGUCCCACGUUCAGGACAGCUUCCGCACACAUGACCUCACCAUAACUGGCAACGAAGAGUGUUCAUACUGGUUGCCGCUGUAUGGCAGCGCGUGUUGUCGUCUGGCUGCUCAGCCCCACUGUAUGACACAGCAGAUGAUUAGUGGCUGCCUCAGGGUCAAGCUCGGUGGGGAUCCUCAAGGAUGGACGAAUGUUUUUGGUGUCCUAAAAGGGACAAACCUCUUCUGUUACCACCGACAAGAAGACAUGGAGGCCAACGUGGAGCCCUUAUUAACGAUCGGCAUUAACAAAGAAACAAGAAUACGAGCAGCAGAAAGAGACCCCCAAAGCAAAGCUCAGAGUAUUUGCAUCAGUAACCAGUAUGGAGGCGAGGAGGUCACACACACACUAGUGACAGAUAGUCGAGAGGACACACAGCGCUGGAUGGAGGCCUUCUGGCAGCAGUUCUUUGACAUGAGCCAGUGGAAGCAGUGCUGUGAUGAGCUGAUGAAGAUUGACCUGCCUUCACCACGCAGACCUGCACUGGUUACAGCCAAACAGGGCUCUCUCUACCAUGAGAUGGUUAUUGACACAUCUGAUGACAUCAGUGCUGUCACCGACAUCCUGACGAGGCGUAUUGAGGAGUUUGAGUUUCAGACCCCACCUCACUGGAUGUCGUUAUUUAAGGAAGAGCCUCCCGGUAGCCCCCAGAACCUCCGGCACCACUCUCCACACCACUCUCCCAGCCCCUGCUGUCACCGCGCUCGUGCUCUGCUCUCCUCUGAGGCCAGCCUCGCCUCAGACAACUCCAGCCCCUGCAGCUCUAGCCCCUGCUCACCCCACUACCUCGCCUCCAACCGUUUCCGCCCUCGUACACUUUCCCUGGAUGCCAAGCUGUCCACGCUGCGAGGAAGAAACUAUGGGGGCCUCCAUUGUUCGUGCCAACCUCCAUCAUCCAGCUCGCUCCAUCAGCAGGCUCCGCCGCUCUCCUGCUCCAGCUCCACUUCCAGUAACAGCUCGAGUGAAGGGAGCAACAGCCCAGAAUCAGAUCUCGCCUUCUCGCGACCUUCCGGGGCACGCCGCAGCCUGAGGAACCUCCGAGCAAAGCUGGACCCCAGAAACUGGCUACAGAGUCAUGUUUAGUUCCUUAAGGUUCCUUCCUGAGAAAAGACUUUCUCACAAAAUGACCUACUUCUUUAAGAAAGGAUUUUAAACAUUCAGUCCUUAAGCAACCCCUUGAAAGACCUGGAUUGUCCAUGAGAAGGGUAACUGCGUAACUGUCCUCAGUGUGGCUCCACAGGCUGGUGAUGGACAAAGACGCUAGUUAAUGGGAGAUUUCCUGUAAAUGAGUUCAGCACCAUGGUGAUGGAUAGUUAUUUAUACCUGGUUCAGUAUAUGCAGUUUAUGCAAUACAGAAAUCCUAUAAUUCUCAACCUCAAGCUGGAGUACGGAAUUUCUAACAGAACAGGCAUUACCAAGAGUCGAAGCACUCCUCCAGUCUCUUUCAAACUGGAUUAAGGGUCUGCAGUCAGUUGCAGCAGUUGAACAUAAAUAAAGUCAUAACAUAGUGCUAACUUAACAGCCACUACAUUUAAAUUUACAUGCUACUGAAAAUUUGCUAUACUGAAAAUGAGCUAUGAAAACAGUUUCAUAGCUUAAAAUGUACAGCUACCAUUUUAUAUGUGCAAUGCCAUAUAAAAUCUGUUCACAAUGUUACUUUACUAUAGUUUAGUGUAAUUAUAUGCAGAUUAAAUUAGCAGCAGCUUCUUUAGUGCUUUUUGUCAUUAUUCUUUUUGUGAAACGCAAUUUGUUAGAUAUAACCUUAUUUAACAUAAUACAAAUAAAAACAGUGAAAGCAACACUAGCUACCUUACUGCCUGUUAGGACAAUUGAUGUAGUGUUUCCUGUUCAAGCCUGAUACAGCCUGAUUUUCCACCCAGAAAUAUCCAGCCAACAGCAGUGAUUUGGUCUCAAACUGAUAUUGAUGAAGUGCUAGAUGAUUAACACACUGUGUAGGCAAAAUGAUAAGCUCAAAUCUCUAACUGUACACCUACAUGGUGCACCAAAGUGUAUAAAACCCUGACAUUGGUGCUGUGCUGAGAAUGGUCCAUCACUGAAUGUCUGUGAGCGGUGGUCCUCUGGUGGUCACUUUGGUGGUUACUGAUUGACAGAGAAGAGGGAAGCUGACAAAUUGUGUGUAUAUAUAAACAGUCACUAAUUCACUAAUCUUACUAGUUAUGAUGCACCUUAAGUGUCUGCAUUCUCAGAAAAAAGGGUACUCAACUGUUCCUUUCCUUGUGGCUGAGGUGGUACCCUUAUCUUUCACCAGGAAAUGUGGAUAUAGUGUACCUUUAAAAACAUUUAAUGCACAUAUUUCGUUCAAAAGGUGUAUGAUUGAGGGUACAGUGUCAGUGACAUGAAAUGGUAUAGUUUAGCACCCUUUCUUCUGACACAAAAUUAUAUCCAACUGACGUUCAACUGGCUGCUGAAUUGGCACAGUAGUUCAUCAAUAGUGGUCAAUUUCACAAAAUCCAUGUGAAAUUUUUCACUCUGAUGUUACUAGUAUACCUUUACACAUUAGCUGCUUAAUUAAGAAUUAAAAAUCAUGUAAUCAGUUUUCAUUAUGUUACAGGCUGCUGUAAAGAUGGUGCUACCGAUUGAAAUACAGAAAUACAUUAGGUCAGAAAGUAUCAGGUGUUAUAAGAGUACCCCACUAUGAAACGUCCACGACUAUGCAAAUGUAUCCCAGUUGAAAGCGUUAUCUGCUCCACAUUUCAUUUGCAUCAUCAGUGCAGUUUGCUUCUCCUUUACAUCACUGAUCUGUGAUUUUAGCACUUUUACAAUAAGCUGUUAACGGGAAAGUCAGAGCAAAGUGUAUUUUGUCUUUUCUGUGCUUUAUACAAGAGGUCAAUACUGAAAAUAACAAGAUCUAGUCUACACUACACAACUCCUAUAUAAUCAAGCUGAUAACUGAAUAUAAAUGUGUACGUCUCAGGAUUGUCGUUUUCACCAUAAUGAAGUCUUCUGAUCUAAUCACGAGUACGUGAAUAAUGACCACACAGUGUGUUAAGAUGCAAACCAGGAAUAGUGAGUGUGUGGUGUAGUGGAUCAGUGUUCUCUUUCAAUUGUUUCUGUUUACUGUAAAAUACGUCAGUAUGGUGGAAGUGGUGAACUUAUACACUGUAUUACUGUACUGAAGUGAUAUUAUUAACUAAUACCGCUUUUCAUUGCUAAUUAAGAGCCACCAAGGUGAACGUUUAAUCUGUAAAUUCAUUCAGGCUGUUUCCUGUUGUAAAGUUUUGUAAAUUAACUUUCUUUGUUGCCUUCGUUAAAGCUGUAUUUUACCAUAUUCCUUUUUGUUAUAAAUCCAGCUAUUGAGAUAUUUUAUCAGACGAGUACAGGUCUAACUAUUCUGGUAGAUAACAUUAGGUUUAACGUGGAGAUGAGCAUCCUGUCAGCAGGCUGUCUGCAUGCACAUUGCCAUUGGAGCGAAAAAUAACUCAGCAUGUAGAAUAAUACUAGAAAUGCAAAUUAUUAAAAAAAGCUUUAAAUAAGCCUGAACCAGGUGUCUGAUUUUUGUAUUUCACUGUAAUUACUUGUGUUAAGCACAGGAUUGUGAUGCAUUAGUAGAUGACGUACCAGUAUGACAAUAUAUUGUGAGAAGGAAGUCUGUUAUACCACUGGUCCACAAAAAUCCUAGACAGUCUGCAUACUUCUUGGAAACAGGGAGAGAGCAAAAAUGUGAACUGUCUGGAAGUCUUCAAAAAUCUUUUACACCUAUAUACCAUUAACUUUAUGCUAUAUCUGUUUAGAUGGUGGCAUCACAACGAAAAUAAUCAUGCCAGAUGUGGUUGUGUGGCCCCUGAAAUGUGCUGUAAAAUACUUACACCACAGCAAUGUUGAAUUCUUGAUUCUGAUUAGUCAGAAAGUGUUAAUUAAUUUUCUAUAAUAUCUCUAACAGCUACGAGACAAAUCACAGGUUUAUAUUAAUACACUCAUUCUAAUACAUUAGAGUUACAUAGUGACAACACAAAAACUUGUGUUAAGUGUGUACUUGUUGAUAUGGUGACGUCUUCUGCGAGCAAAGUUUUCCACCACCGGAAAUUCUUGUUCAUAGCUGCUAUAACGUAAGUGAUAACAAGAACCAACUUGUUUCAAAAGCAUUCCACAACAUUUAACUAUAAAUGGAUAAAGUGUAUGUGGUGGUGUUCUUAAAUUGAUACAAAUUGUAAUCCUUGGCAAAUUGCUGUGGUAUAAGAGAAAUAAAACACUCUGGGAUGUGUUGUUGUAGAAGAAUAAUCGACUUUGGUGUGGUAACACAUCACACCACCCCGUCAUUCAUUAUUUUCUAACACAUCACACCCUGAAGAUGUAUUAGUGUUCUUUACUUAAAACAUGCUAGUUUUUAAAUAUUUAUUUAUUUAUUUUUCCAUUUCUCCUUGAGGCUAACCCCACUGUAUAUGUUAAAAUGACUGAACACUAUUAAACACCAUUGAUGAAAA